CGCCCCCCCCCCCCCGUGAAACCGACGGAGCCUGGACUUUCAGGAGGUACAGCGGCGGCUUGAAGGGGACCUGGGCGCUUGCUGAGGGGACUUGCAUCGAAACUUGGGCAGUCCUCCGAGCCGGAGGCUGAGCUCCCUUGAGCAGCGCACUUUGGGGACGUGUCCGGUCCACUCCGGACUCACAUCUCAUCCCACUCAGCCAUAGCAUUGGCUUCCCGGCGACCUCAGCGUGGUCACAGGGGCCCCCCUGUGCCCAGGGAAAUGUUUCAAGCUUUCCCCGGAGACUACGACUCCGGCUCCCGGUGUAGCUCAUCACCCUCCGCCGAGUCUCAGUACCUGUCUUCGGUGGACUCCUUCGGCAGUCCACCCGCCGCCGCCGCCUCCCAGGAGUGCGCCGGUCUCGGGGAAAUGCCCGGCUCCUUCGUGCCAACGGUCACCGCAAUUACAACCAGCCAGGACCUCCAGUGGCUUGUGCAACCCACCCUCAUCUCUUCCAUGGCCCAGUCCCAGGGGCAGCCACUGGCCUCCCAACCUCCGGUUGUUGACCCUUAUGACAUGCCAGGAACCAGCUACUCAACCCCGGGCCUCAGUGCCUACAGCGCUGCUGGAGCAAGCGGAAGUGCUGGGCCUUCAACCAGCGCUGCCACCAGUGGACCCGGGCCUGCCCGCCCAUCCAGAGCCAGGCCUAGAAGACCCCGAGAAGAGACACUUACACCAGAAGAAGAAGAGAAGCGAAGGGUCCGCCGAGAGCGCAACAAGUUGGCUGCGGCCAAGUGCAGAAACCGUCGGAGGGAGCUGACAGAUCGACUCCAGGCGGAAACGGAUCAGCUGGAAGAGGAAAAAGCCGAGCUGGAGUCGGAGAUCGCCGAGCUGCAAAAAGAGAAGGAACGCCUGGAGUUUGUCCUGGUGGCCCACAAACCGGGCUGCAAGAUCCCCUACGAAGAGGGGCCGGGGCCAGGCCCGCUGGCCGAGGUGAGAGAUUUGCCAGGGUCAACAUCCGCUAAGGAAGACGGCUUCGGCUGGCUGCUGCCGCCCCCUCCACCACCGCCCCUGCCCUUCCAGACCAGCCGAGACGCACCCCCCAACCUGACGGCUUCUCUCUUUACACACAGUGAAGUUCAAGUCCUCGGCGACCCCUUCCCCGUUGUUAGCCCUUCGUACACUUCCUCGUUUGUCCUCACCUGCCCGGAGGUCUCCGCGUUCGCCGGCGCCCAACGCACCAGCGGCAGCGAGCAGCCGUCCGACCCCCUGAACUCGCCCUCCCUUCUUGCUCUGUGAACUCUUUAGACAAAACAAAAACAAACAAACAAACAAACCCGCAAGGAACAAGAAGGAGGAGGAAGAGGAGGAGAGGGAAAGAAGCAGUCGGUCGGGGGUGUGUGUGUGUGUCCCCGUGUGGACCCCUUGACUCUUCUGUCUGACCCGACUGCCGCCUCCGCAUCGGACAGGACGGACGGAAGGACCUCCUUUGCGUUUUGUGCUCCAUCUCUGGUUUCU
Molecule: messenger RNA, 1497 nt
Organism: Acomys russatus (golden spiny mouse)
Lineage: Eukaryota; Metazoa; Chordata; Mammalia; Rodentia; Muridae
Gene: Fosb
Product: FosB proto-oncogene, AP-1 transcription factor subunit
Exons: 4
Coding region: 262-1278 (338 amino acids)
Biological process (GO): regulation of transcription by RNA polymerase II
Cellular component (GO): nucleus
Molecular function (GO): RNA polymerase II cis-regulatory region sequence-specific DNA binding; DNA-binding transcription factor activity, RNA polymerase II-specific
Source: RefSeq, a predicted model, not a curated record